Molecule: messenger RNA, 1291 nt
Organism: Owenia fusiformis
Lineage: Eukaryota; Metazoa; Annelida; Polychaeta; Sabellida; Oweniidae
Source: the annotation of a GenBank genome assembly
CAAAACAUAGGUUCAUUCAGUCGAGUUAUACUAUUGUUUUAAUGUAAUAUGAAAAGAUAUGUAUAUACUUUAUAUUGGUCUUACUCAUCAGCUAGUGAAUCAUGUUAUUGACCAACCGUGGGAAAAUAAGCAAGAUAUAAGCAUAUAAAGGUUUAUAUUAAAAAAAUAAAAACGGAAUAAAGUGAAUAUUAUCAUACGUUAUACCUUAUUGGGAGAAGAAUUUGGGUUUGAGAAGCUGAAGGAAUUCAACAUAAAAUGGCACCAAGGGAAGGAGACCCGACUAACCCUAAAGCACAGCAGUCUUCGGAACAAACAACGCCUGGAUAUAAUCCCUCUGAUCAACAACAGUACCCUCAAGGAGGCCCAUUUGGACAGUACGAAGCACCUGCACAAUUUGGGGACUAUCCCGCACCGCCGCAAACACCAGGGGGUGUGACACAAAAUACCAACCCUCCCGAGGGAACAACGAUUGACAUUUCUGACAACAGUCCGUCAGGCGUAACGUUUCAAGCAACACGAGAAGAGGUGAUCACAACGAGAUCGUUAUCCACUGAUCAGGUGGAUCCCGUUUCUAAAACAAAGGAGGCAUUUGACACUGAAUAUAUGAAGAGUGUCCCAGCUUUGUUUAAAUAUUUUGAACUGUUUUUUACCCUCCUGGCCUUCAUCAUCGUUGAGAGCUCUGAUGAAUCCAAAUUGAUAUGGUGUGCAAAUGUAACGCAUUACAUCCACUCGCUACGCUUCUUCAAGUUUGUUACCCUCUCUUUCUGGUUCGUCUGUAUAGCGAUAUUCAUCGUGCACACAUUUAGCUUGUUCAGCCUACACUGGAGGCUCCAGCCUCUCGCUACAAGCCUUAAUGAGUUGAUUGUCCAUGGCAUCUAUUGCUUCAUCUACCUGAUUGCAGCAUCCGUUUUUGCAGGUUCCAACCGAGGAUACAACUGCGCCUCGGGAGCGUUCAACGGUGCAUGUGUAUUCGGUUUUUUCACAUUCUUCACGUUGCUAGGAGACACUCUUUAUUGGGCGAGGAUCGUACUGUUGGAGAAGGGAAUAUUAAUGGGAGAUCCAAGCAUCCACAUUUUGGCAAUGCCGCCUGUAUUCUUCCGCCAAAAUAGUCCAACGGCGAAUUCCGCGCCAUUUCAUAAUAUAGAGGCGCCAUCAGCGGGCCAUUCCGAGUUACAACCUGGGAGUAAGGGUGGUUACAAUAUGUCACAAGAAAGUUUUCAUUCAACCAAUCCAGUGAAUGUUUCGAUGGAACAAUCAGAAAAGACAAACAAUUAGCAAUUAUGCAAUACCA